Tripterygium wilfordii is the source of this 1101-nucleotide messenger RNA. RefSeq names its product isoeugenol synthase 1-like. The record is from RefSeq and is a predicted model, not a curated record. Gene Ontology annotation, molecular function: oxidoreductase activity. The transcript has 5 exons. Bases 77 to 1042 code for a protein of 321 amino acids. Lineage: Eukaryota; Viridiplantae; Streptophyta; Magnoliopsida; Celastrales; Celastraceae.
ACCAACCACCUUCCUAUUACACAUACAUAGAAAGAAUACUAUUGUGAAAGAAAAAAGGAGAAGAAGCUAGCUAGUCAUGGCUUGUGAGAAGAGCAAGAUACUUGUAUUUGGUGCCACUGGUUAUCUUGGUAGGUACAUGGUGAAGGCAAGUGUAUCAUUGGGUCAUCCAACGUAUGUUUAUGUCCGUCCAAUCAAAUCGAAAACCGACACGGUCAAGUUAGCCGUUCACAAGGAACUCGAAUCCAUUGGAGUCACUAUCUUCCUGGGAGAGUUAGAUGACCAUGAGAAGCUCGUUUCCGCGUUGAAACAAGUAGAUGUUGUGAUUUCCACUCUCGCGGUUCCUCAAUUUCUUGACCAACUCAAUAUAAUUGCCGCUGCAAAAGAAGCAGGCAAUAUAAAGAGAUUUAUUCCAUCAGAAUUUGGAAUAGAAGUCGAUAGAGUAAGCGGGGUACUUCCUCCAUUUGAAGCUUUGUUCGAAAACAAAAGGAAAAUCAGAAGAGCAGUGGAGGCAGCAGGAAUCCCGCACACUUACGUGUCCGCAAAUGCACUCGCUGCAUAUUUCAUUGAUUACUGUCUCCAUCCACAUGACAGAAACCGAGACGAAGUCGUUGUAUAUGGAACUGGUCAUACCAAGACCGUGUUGAAUUAUGAGGAAGACGUCGCAACAUACACAUUGAAAGCAGCGACGGAUCCAACAGUGGAAAAUAGGGUCAUAAUCUGUAGGCCGCCAAUGAACAUUAUAUCUCAAAUGGAGCUAAUAACUUCAUGGGAGAUGAAGACUGGUCGCACUUUCGAAAAAACAAAUGUUCCAGAAGAAGAGCUGAUCAAGCUCUCCGAAACAAUACCUUUCCCAGAUAACAUUCCUGCGGCAAUCUUGCACUACAUGUUCAUCAAGGGAGGAGACCAAAUGAGCUUUGAACUUACUGAGAAUGAUUUGGAGGCCUCAAAGUUAUAUCCUGAUUACAAGUACACGUCCGUCGAUAACCUCCUUGACAUUUGCAUGGUUAAUCCUCCUGUUGUCAAAAGAGCUGCAUUUUCUUGAUUUUGUUACUCUUUACUGUUCUAAAAGGCUCAAUGUUGUUCAAAUAGUUAUAAUUAUGA